UUUGAAAAAUUUCUUAGUCUUUAGCCCUUUAUGGGUCUAAAAUUCCAUUCAUAUUGCUCUCAAAAUGUCUUAAAGUGUUAAAUUUAACUCUGUGCAACCUGCAGAAACCAUGUCACAGAAUAAUCUGUGAAUGUCUCAAUUUGAAAUAAUCUUUGUUUUGCUUUUUACACUUGUAUAGUCUGUAAUCCUGAUCCUGUGAGUGAGAGCUAGAGGAAUGUAACAUUGUCCUGUUAGAAGACAGCAGUGUUUACUUUUGGACAGUUCAUAAUGUUACUCAGACGUACAGUAUACCAUCCUAGCCUCACAAACCGAGAAGAACAAACUACAGGCAAGAUUUCAUUUAUCAGCACUGGCUUAAAAAAAUAGCAUUUUUACUGGGGUGGAAGAACUAACUUUAUGCACUAUGAUGGAUCACAACAGCAAGCCUUUUCUAUUAACUUGGCUUGAUUCAUUUGGAAGUCAACAUUUACAACAUUAAAAGUCGUUAUUUAAUAGACCAGUGAGGUGGUGGAUUGACGUUCACAUUAUGGAUGUGUUGGGACUCGGAUUCUGCUUGCUUCUAGGACUAAUACACACUAUAGAAGGAAAGGUCGUCAAACGGGGUAGAGUUCCCCCACAUAUUGUUUUCGUGAUGGUGGAUGACCAAGGAUACAAUGACAUAGGGUACCAUGGCUCAGAGAUCCAAACACCCGUGUUGGACCAGCUGGCUGGCGAAGGGGUGAAGCUGGAAAACUACUAUGUUCAGCCCAUCUGUUCACCCUCACGCAGCCAGCUUAUGACUGGACGGUAUCAGAUCCAUACUGGUCUUCAACACUCCAUCAUUCGUGCACGUCAGCCCCUGUGCCUGCCCCCUGACACGCCGACGCUCCCUGAGAGGCUCCAGGAGGCUGGCUACAGCACCCACAUGGUAGGGAAAUGGCACCUGGGUUUCUGUCAUCCCGAGUGUCUGCCAACAAGCCGUGGCUUUCAAAGCUUUCUUGGAUCACUGACGGGCAGCGGAGACCAUUUCAGCUUCCAAAGCUGUGACGGAACAGAGGCCUGUGGGUUCGACCUGCAUGAUGGAGACCGGCCGGCCUGGGAACUGAGAGGAAAUUACUCAACAAGGCUUUACACUGAGAGAGUGAAAGACAUCCUGAGACGUCAUGACCACCGGAAGCCUUUGUUUCUGUAUGUGGCGCUUCAGGCAGUUCACACACCUUUACAAGCUCCUGGGCAUCUUCUCAGACGCUACCAGGCCCUCGGCAACCGACCUCGACGUCAUUAUGCUGCAAUGGUGAGCGGUGUAGAUGAGUCAGUAGGGGAAAUUGUCAGUGAGCUGCGUGAGCGAGGCUACUACGACAACUCUGUGCUCAUCUACUCCUCAGACAACGGGGGCCAGCCUCUCUCAGGGGGCUGUAAUUGGCCCCUGCGUGGUGGCAAGGGCUCCUACUGGGAAGGUGGAGUUCGAGCAGUUGGCUUUGUACACAGCCCACUUCUGAAAAGGAAGGGGGUGGUGAGUCAUGCUCUGAUUCACAUUUCCGACUGGUAUCCAACCUUGCUGUCUCUUGCAGGAUACAGAGAGUCUGAUUCCAACCAUGUGGAUGGUCAAGAUGUUUGGGAAACUAUAAGCAGUGGUCUUCCCUGUCCACGAACUGAAAUCCUCUUCAACAUUGAUCCGGUAUCACGUAGACAUGGAGAUAUCAAUCCCAAACUCCUAACUCUGAAUGGUUUUGGGAUCUGGGAUACAGGAGUGCGUGCAGCCAUUCGAGCUGGUGACUGGAAACUUCUGACAGGGAACAUCGGUGAUGGAGAUUGGUUCCCUCCACAGACGAUGCCUGGAGGUCCGCAGCAGUGGCAAGGCAUGGAAAAGAGACGAGAUCAGCGAGGAAAGUCUGUCUGGCUCUUCAACAUCACCGCUGAUCCCUAUGAGAGGGCAGAUUUGGCAGAGGCACGGCCUGAGGUGGUCAAGGUUCUGUUGACCCGACUUUCCGAGUACAACCGGACUGCUGUGUCUCCACGCAAUCCGCCUGAUGACCCAAUGGCAGACCCGCAACUUCAUGGAGGGGUUUGGACUCCCUGGCUAGGACAGGAAGAGCACAGAGAUGAAGGGGGUGAUGAGGAACCAGACAGCAUCAACAGAAAGGCCAGAUCCAAGAGUACCUGCAGACUCUGCAAACUUAGGGCCUUGUUUAAAAAGGUCGGUACCCGUAUGCAAAGGGCCACUUUAUUCUUGUAGUCAAAAGAGGUAGCUGUGCAUCCACAAAGCUAUUAUCCAUUCAUGGGCAUGGACUUGUCCACAUAUGUUGACUUUAGAAACGCUUGAUGCUGUGCCUGCAUUGUGAAAUAGGAUUUCAACACAAUAGUUUGCACUUACCAGUCAUCAUGUCUUAGGCAGAAUUUCCCAUUUGUAUGAUGCAAUGGAAUUUUCUGAAAAGUUCAGCUCACCUAGUGUUAAUGGGAUCUAGGCAGGAGCAGUCUGACAUGACUCCACAAGCUCUUAGCGUAGAUGUCACUGGAUCUUUAUUAGAUGAUCCCAGUAUUUAACCACAGAAAUGGAUGUACGUAGGUAGUGGCAUUGAUAAGAUAGGAAACAAUACUGCACUUAUAUUGUUCUUAUAUUGUUGGACCAGCGUUCUCUUAUCCAGCUCGUUUCACUUUUUCUCAUCUAUCUGUUCUUUCUCUGACAUGCCUCUGCCUUGCACUCCUCCUCACGCCUCUCUCAUUCUCCUACCUUUAGCUUUAAUGCUUGUGCUCUAUCCAAAUCCGCUGUGACAUUGCCCACCAGUACCAGAAUAACACACGAUUCUUCAUUGUUUCUGCACUUUCUCCUCCACCUGUUUCUCGUCCUCUUGCUUUCCUUAGUUUGAGUAGAUAAGGUCAGCAAGCAAAACGGCAAUAAAGUACGUUAUUUUAUGUAAAACGAGGGUUAUUUGAGGAGGAGGAGGAGGAAGAUCACUCUUGGGUAUGAAGGCUGUGUGCCUUUUAUAUGAAACAUUCUUGGCCUGUUCAUCUCUUGGUUUCAAAAGACUAACACAAUUCACAAGACGUGUGAUGAAAUGGGCUCUAUAUUCAAUGCAAUGCUUUUGUUCAAAAUAUCUUUUAUGUAGAUGCUGUUACUCUGAUAUAAUCCAUCCUUCCGAUCUAUUCACAAUAACAGUCCUACCGUAAAGAUGAAUUCUAACAGUCGCAGCCUGGUUAAUAUUAAUUACCCUAAACUAAUAAACAAAAUAAUCUCUAUGAGUGACCAGCUACAAACACUAUUUAUAUGAGGUUAUUACACAAGUGAAAAAUGUUUCCUUAUGUCCUACUGUAACAAACACUACCUGAAAAUCCCUGUUCCUGGAGAUCUACCUUCCUACAGAUUUCAGUUGCAACCCAUAUCAAACACACCUGCCUGUAAUUAUCAAGCGCUGCUUCAAGUCCUAAUUAAAUGGAUAAUGUGUGUUUGAUCAGGGUUUAAGCUGAACUGUGUAGGAAGGUUGAUCUCCAGGAACAGGGUUGAGCACCCCUGAUCUAGAGUAAUGUAAAAGUCAAUAAACAGUUAAAAGAUAGUACAUAGUUAAGAUAAUGCAAACCAAACAUUUACUUCAAGUGCGACAAAGGAAGAAUUAAUGUGUAACUGAUGUUUCUGAGGUUGUUAAAAAUGUUUUAAUCUAUUAUUCGAAUUCUGUGUUCUUGUUUAAAGGGACCGUUCACAAAGAAAUGGUCAUUCUGUCAGCAUCAAGCUUAUAGUUAACGAACAUCAACAAAAAAAAUUAAAACUAGAACAAACAUUUUUGUUAACUGAAAUAAA
Messenger RNA from Danio rerio (zebrafish), 3772 nucleotides. Lineage: Eukaryota; Metazoa; Chordata; Actinopteri; Cypriniformes; Danionidae. The record is from RefSeq and is a predicted model, not a curated record.